Molecule: messenger RNA, 1989 nt
Organism: Talaromyces amestolkiae
Lineage: Eukaryota; Fungi; Ascomycota; Eurotiomycetes; Eurotiales; Trichocomaceae
Exons: 10
Coding region: 1-1989 (662 amino acids)
Source: RefSeq, a predicted model, not a curated record
AUGACUUACUGCGAGAAAGCCCCUUUCACCAAAGUGGUGAUUAUAGGGGCCGGAUUUUCCGGAUUGGCCAUGGCAUGCCAGCUUCAACGCAAGCUUGGGUGCAAGGACUUUGUCAUAUAUGACCGUUCGCCUGCCCCUGGAGGUGCUUGGUGGGCAAAUAAAUAUCCAGGAUGUGCUGUCGACAUCCCAGCUGUAUUCUACAGCCUUUCGUUUGCCCCGAACCCCAACUUCUCUAUGGUUUUUCCUCCGCAAGUCGAGGUCCUGGACUACUUCAACCAAGUGGUCCGGAAGUUUGACGUGGAACGACAUAUUGUUGCGAACAUGGAAUGGGAAGGGGCAUAUUGGCAAGACUCAUCUGGUACUUGGCUUGUCAAGCUAAGAGACCUUAUGACAGGGGAGAUCAAGUAUCAGGAAUGCAGUAUUCUUAUCUCAGCCGUGGGAGGGCUGGUCAAUCCAAACCCGUUCGAUGUUCCAGGAGUCGCUGAAUUUCAAGGGGAUAUUGUUCAUACCGCACGAUGGAAACCGGAUUUGUCACUUUCACAGAAGGAUGUGAUUGUUGUUGGUAAUGGAUGCUCAGCCGCCCAACUCAUUCCGGCCAUCAUCGGACAAGCCAAAAGCAUCUCACAAUUUAUUCGGACACCGCAACACUAUCUGCAAAACGACAAUCUAAAAGUCAACGACACAUGGCGCCUUGUUUUUCGCCAUGUGCCUGGUGCCCUACUGCUUUUCAGAUUCCUCGUCUUUCUCUACUUGGAAAGCACCGCCGUACGAUUCCGCCUGAAUGGUGGCACGAAAUACCGGAACCAGUCAGCCAAGGGAAGCAAAGCGUAUAUUCGAGAGAACGCACCUGAAAAGUAUUGGCCGCUACUCUCCCCGAAGUAUGAAAUCGGAUGCAAACGCCGCGUUUUUGACAACAGCAAAUACAUAAGCUGUCUUCAGCGAGACAAUUUCCGCCUGACAGACGAUCCUAUCACGGAGUUGCAAUCGCAUGCAGUCGUGACAAAGUCAGGUAGGAGAUAUCCUGCAGAUGUAAUCCUCCUCGCUACCGGAUUUUCCUUGACCCAAUACGAUGUAGAGCUCGUUGGUCGGUGUGGUCGUACGAGGUCACAGCACUGGGAAGAGUACGGCUAUAAAGAAGCCUACAAGACAAUUGCAAUGUCACAAUUCCCAAACUUCUUUUAUGUCUUGGGGCCGAACUCUGGCAAGGGUCAUACGUCUACUAUCUAUUCUAUUGAAAACUAUGUCGACCUUAUCUGCCAUGUUAUCAGACCGGUUUUACGCGACCAGGUCUCCUCUGUCGAGGUCAAAGUCGAAAGUGAAAGGCAAUACAACGAAAACUUGCAUGCGGCAAUUGGACAGACCAUUUUUGACAAUUCUUGUUUUAGCAACAGCCCAACGUUGGGCAUGGGGAGCCAUACCAACACACAUGAAAAUGCACUACGCAAUGGCGAUAUCUCUGGACCCAAAAAUUCAGACUGCAUCACGCACAACAACGUCAAUUCAGGAGCCGCCCAUCUGACCGAAGACAUCUCGCGGUCCAACACUUCGAUGCCGACGUCCCUCAUGCAACAAAAACUCGCCUCGCAUCCAGCACGAACACACCAGUUGCUGCUAUCAAACCUCAUAUUUGAGAAAGGCAUACGAAGGCUCCUUGCAAGGAUCGGCGCAGUCUAUAAAGCAAACUAUAUCCUGAACUAUGCUAAAGGCACGCAUGUGGCCCAAAUGGACAGGCCUCAACAUAAGAUUCAUAUUCAAGUCGAGGAAACCUCCUUUUGCAUUUGCCGCACAUCCGGUAAUCACAAUCUUCCGACUUAUGCCGAUCCCGGUUCAUCUUUAAAAUGGGUCUGUGGCACAUCGGGCAUUCAAACAUCUCGCAAGUACGCAAGUGCCAUCGACAAGGCCGCGUUCAGCCCAAAUAUUCAUACUGGGCAUGACCUGGCUACUAAUCGAAAUAUUGGAACCUUUACGGAGAUUCCUAGCAUCCGAUAG